Messenger RNA from Propithecus coquereli (Coquerel's sifaka), 2220 nucleotides. RefSeq names its product ligand dependent nuclear receptor interacting factor 1 (gene LRIF1). The record is from RefSeq and is a predicted model, not a curated record. Gene Ontology annotation, biological process: regulation of DNA-templated transcription. The transcript has 4 exons. Gene Ontology annotation, molecular function: nuclear retinoic acid receptor binding. Lineage: Eukaryota; Metazoa; Chordata; Mammalia; Primates; Indriidae. The coding region runs from base 25 to 2220 and encodes 731 amino acids.
GCCUCGCAUUGUGUUUCAGGCUGCAUGUACCAAGUAGUUCAGACGAUUGGCUUGGAUGGAAAAAAUCUUCUGCAAUUACUUCCAAUUCCUAAUUCUUCUGGAAAUCUUAUACCACUAGUUCAAUCUUCAGUCAUGUCUGAUGCUUUGAAAGGGAAUAGAGGAAAACCAGUUCACGUUACUUUUCAGACUCAGAUUUCCAGCUCUUCUACAAGUACAUCAGUUCAAUUGCCCAUUUUUCAGCCAGCCAGUUCUUCAAACUAUUUUCUUACAAGAACAGUAGAUACAGCAGAAGAAGGUAAAGUUACUUCUUUGGGAACUCAAAAUUUUACUUCAGCAGUUUCUAAAGUUCAAAGACGUGGUGUGAAAAUCGAUGGACUCACCAUGCAAACAUUUGCUGUUCCUUCCUCCUCAACACAAAAUGAUUCAUCUUAUAUUGUAGUUAAUACCCAGACUCUUCCAAUGACUGUGAAGUCUCCAGUUUUUCCUUCUGAUCAUCAUUUACAGAUUCCAGCCCAUGCUGAAGUGAAAUCUGUACCAGCGUCGUCAUUGCCUCCUUCAGUUCAGCAAAAGAUACUUGCAACUGCAACCCCAAGUACCUCAGGAACAGUUGAGGCCUCCCACAUACCAACCGUUAUUUACGUAUCUCCUGUAAAUACAGUGAAAAAUGUAGUUACAAAGAACUUACAAAACAUUUAUCCAAAACCUGUUAAAGAAAUAGCAAAGCCAGUGAUACUAAAUACCACACAAAUUCCAGUGAAUAUUGCUACAGAGAGACAAUUAAAAGGUGGUCAACAUUCUCAAGCUGCUCCAGUGAAAUGGAUUUUUCAAGAAAAUCUACAGCCAUCUCUUGUUCCUGUUAAGUCUUCAAAUAAUGUGGCUUCAAAAAUUUUAAAAACUUUUGUAGAUAGGAAAAGUUUGGGAGAUAAUACUGUAAAUAUGCCACCAUUGAGUACCAUCAGUCCUAGUGGGACACAAUCUAAAAAUAUGCCUAUUAAAGAGAAUGCUUUGGUUAUGUUUAAUGGGAAAGUCUAUCUAUUGGCUAAAAAGGGGACAGAUGUUCUGCCAUCACAAAUUGACCAACAGAAUUCUAUUUCUCCUGAUAUUCCACUAAGAAAAGACACGUUACAGAUAGUCAGUUCAAGUCCAGUCACAGAAAUAUCCAGAAAGGUUGUAAAUAUUGUUUUGGCUAAAAGUAAAUCUUCCCAGAUGGAGACAAAAUCACUUCCCAAUACCCAGCUUGCUUUCAUGGCCAAUCUAAGGGCAGAGAAGAAUAAAAAAGUUGAGAAACCAUCUCCUUCUACCACAAAUCCACAUAAUACGAAUCAAUCCAGUAACUACUUAAAACAGAGUAAGACUUUAUUCACAAAUCCAGUCUUUCCAGAUGGAUUUAGUACAGGACAAAAUGCCCCCAGAAAAGAAAAUAUCAUCCAGAGCAUAGAGAAAAUAAGUUCCUCUGUUGAUGCAACAAAUGUUACUUCACUGCAGUGGGUUUUCAGAGACCAAGAACCAAAGAUCCAGAAUGAGAUGGCAUCAACAUUAGAAAAAGAUACUAAAGAAAGAAACAAGAAAGUUUUGCAAGGAAGAAAUAAUAAGACAUCAUAUCUGAAGAGUGAUGCUGAAUUUAAAAAGAUAUUUGGUCUCACUAAAGAUUUGAGAGUGUGUCUUAGUCGAAUUCCUGACCGUUUUGGCUCUGGAGAAGGUUUUGAUUCCUUUAGCAGUUUGGUGAAAAGCAGUACUUACAAAGAUACAGAGUUUAUGGUGAAGGCAGAAGAAAGAAAACAGAGUCUUGAUAAGAAAAGAAAAGCAAAAACCAUUAAGAAGAUGGAUCACACAAAGAAGAGAAAAACUGAGAGUGCUUAUGACACAGUCAUAAAUGGGGGAACUAAUGUCACCAGUUCCCAACUCCUUAACAGUAUUUUACCAGCUUCAGAUGUAUCACAACAUAACAUUCACACAAGCCUCAGCAAGAGCAGAGAAGAAAAGAAGACUGAGAUAGAAUACUAUAUCCAUGAGAAGCAAGAGAAAGGCUCAUUGAGUUCAAAUGCAGCUCAUGAACAAAGUCAUUCCUUUAAUAAAAAUUAUGCUGAAGAUAUUUUCCCUGUGACACCACCAGAGUUAGAAGAAACCAUUCGAGAUGAAAAAAUAAGAAGACUUAAGCAGGUGCUAAGAGAGAAAGAAGCAGCUCUUGAAGAAAUGCGUAAGAAGAUGCACCAAAAAUAA